AUGAGCAGCAAACACGAGCCACUGCCCACGUACGAUGAGGUCCUACUGUGCAACUCCUCCACGCCUUACGAGCAGGUGGAGCUGUUCCUCAGACGCUGCCUCACUGCCGGCUACAGAGGAGAGAAGAUUUACACCAUGCUCUAUAGCGAUCAGCUUAGCUACGAAGUCAGCUCCAAGGUGGAGAGCUUUUUCCAGCGAAUUAAAAUGCAGAGCAGGAAGGACUACAGGCUCGUGAUCAUCUGCAGCUCGGACAGAGAGGAUGCCUACCUUCCUCAGCCUUCUGCAAAACUGAAACACUCCACCAAGAAGCCGUCACUGCUGAAAUGCAUCCGCUUGAUCGAGCCAAGGGUUGAUGAGAAUGUUAUUCUUCAGUCUCUGCUGAAUACCCCCAAGUCGAAAGAGCUCAUCAUCUUCCACUUCGAUGUCACAUCUUCGGUGCGGAAAGGCCUCUAUGAGUUUCUCUUUAAACUGUUGGUCUUGGGAUAUUUGAUGGAUUCUGAGGGAAGGAUGUGGAAAUGCAGCAACAAACAGCUUUAUGUCAUUGAGAUCCUACAGUCAACAGUAAACUUGCCCAGAAAUGGCCCAAGAACGAAUGCACGUGCCAACUCCACAUUCCUGGAUGUGUUCCCAAAUGUCUUCUGCCGCCCACCAAAAGAGGUUCUAGAUCUGGAAAUGAGGAUGCGGGAGGACCCCUCCUUUGUAAAGCUUAGAUCAUUCAUGGAUGACAAAGAGUUCAGGAGUGAAGCAUACCAACGACCCUACCAGUAUCUGACGCGUUUCCAUAAUCAAAUCGACCUGGACACCUUCAUGUACAAUGGGGUGGAAGGCACCUAUGUAGAAUGUCUACAGAUGCUCUUUAUGUUCUGUGGCAUAAUGGACCCAUCGUGGGCCGAGUUAAGGAAUUUCGCAUGGUUCCUAAACCUUCAACUACGAGACUGUGAGACGUCAGUCUUUUGUGAUGCCUCUUUCACCGGGGACACCCUCCAGGGAUUCAAGAACUUUGUGGUGGACUUCAUGAUUCUGAUGGCCAAGGACUUUGCCACACCGUCCCUCAGCAUCUCUGACCAGAGCCCCGGGAGGCAGCAAAUGGACCUGACUGGGGUCAGCGAUGAAGACUUGGCACCCUUCCGGAUCAGGAAGAGAUGGGAGUCAGAACCACAUCCGUACAUCUUCUUCAACGAUGACCAUGUGUCCAUGACCUUCAUUGGCUUCCAUCUUCAGCCCAACGAACAGAACUCUGUUGACGCCAUCGAUCCAUCCACAAGAAGGGUGAUCAAAAGAGACAUCAUGACCAGAGAGCUGUAUGAGGGUCUAAAGCUACAGAGAGUCCCUUUCAAUAUCGACUUUGACCAACUGCCCAGAGGGGAGAAGAUUGAACGCCUUUGCAAUGUCUUGGAUCCAGUGGCCUCUGAUCCUGAUGAAACAUAUGAGCUCACCACUGACAAUAUACUGAAGAUGCUGGCCAUCCACAUGCGUUUCAGGUGUGGCAUCCCAGUCAUCAUCAUGGGGGAGACAGGCUGUGGGAAGACAAGGCUCAUUAAAUUCCUAUGUGAGCUUAGGAGGAGCGGAGUGGCCACGGAGAACAUGAAGCUAGUCAAAGUUCAUGGUGGAACCAGCUCAGACAUGAUCUACACCAAAAUCCGGGAAGCAGAAGCCAUUGCGUUCACCAACAAACAAGACUACAGCUUUGACUCUGUCCUCUUCUUUGACGAAGCCAAUACCACGGAAGCCAUCAGCAGUAUCAAGGAAGUCCUCUGUGAUAAUACAGUGGAGGGAGAGUGUUUGGUGCCCCAUUGCGGCUUGCAGAUCAUCGCCGCAUGCAACCCUUACAGAAAACACACUGACGAGAUGAUUCAGAGGUUGGAAUCUGCUGGACUGGGAUAUCGAGUCCGAGCUGAAGAGACUGAUGAGAAGCUGGGCUCCAUCCCUCUCCGCCAGUUGGUGUACAGAGUCCAGGCCUUGCCCCCCAGCAUGAUACCUCUGGUGUGGGACUUUGGCCAGCUCAAUGAUCACACUGAAAUGUACAUCCAGCAGAUUGUCCAGAGGGUGGUUGAGACCAACACAAUUGAUAUAGUAUACACCAGGUUGAUCGCGGAUGUCCUGUCUGCUUCGCAGAGGUACAUGCGGACAAGGAAAGACGAAUGUAGCUUCGUAAGUCUGAGGGAUGUAGAACGUUGCAUGCAAGCCUUUGUGUGGUUCUACAAAAACCAUGCGAUGCUGCUUGCUGAGCUAAAUCAGUAUCAGAGAAAUCAAAACGCAGAGAGGAGUGAGAGGAACCAGAGGGAGCCAGAAGCAAGAGACCCAGUCUUGUGGUCUGUAGUGAUGGCUCUGGGAAUAUGCUACCAUGCCUGUUUGGAAAACAAGGACAAGUACAGACAGAGAAUCUGCAAAUACCUCACUGAAACCUACACCCCAUUCAAAGUGAUGCAGGAGAUAUCCCUCAUGCAGGAUCUCCUUCUGAGCGGAGUGCCCUUGGGCGAAACUAUUGCACGAAACAACGCUCUGAAAGAGAAUGUCUUCAUGAUGGUGGUCUGUAUAGAGCUGAGAAUCCCCCUCUUCUUGGUGGGGAAACCUGGGAGUUCAAAAUCUCUGUCUAAAACCUUGGUGGCAGACGCCAUGCAGGGCCAAGCCGCACACUCUGACCUCUACAAAAGGCUUAAGCAGAUUCACCUGGUGUCCUUCCAGUGCAGCCCUCACUCCACACCGGAGGGCAUCAUCAACACAUUUAAGCAAUGUGGUCGCUUCCAGGAGGGGAAGAACCUGAACGAGUAUAUAUCUGUGGUGGUGCUGGAUGAGAUUGGCUUGGCUGAGGAUUCUCCCAAAAUGCCCCUGAAAACCCUCCAUCCUCUGCUAGAAGAGGGAUGCAUCGAUGAUGAGCCGCUACCGCACAAAAAGGUUGGAUUCAUCGGCAUCUCCAACUGGGCUUUGGAUCCUGCGAAGAUGAAUAGAGGCAUUUUCGUCUCACGUUGCGACCCCGAUGAGAAAGAGCUGAUUGAGAGCGCUAAAGGCAUAUGCUCGUCUGACACAAUGAUUUUGGAGAAGGUCAGGGAUUUCUUCCAACCCUUUGCCAGGGCCUACCUAAACAUCUGCCGUAAACAAGGGAAAGGUUUCUUUGGUUUGCGUGACUACUACAGCUUGAUCAAGAUGGUUUUUGCAGUGACCAAGGCUUCCGAACAAAGGCCUAGUGCAGAGAAGAUUGUGGAGGCGGUCCUCAGGAACUUCAGUGGCAGGGACGACGUGGAUGCAGUCACAGUCUUCACCCAAAGGCUCCAGAAGAUACAGAUCAACCUGAAUCUGGAGAGCAUCAGCACCAUCGAUCUUGUCAGACAAAACAUUUCUGCGAUUGGCCAGGAGGAUGAGUGCCGCUACUUGCUAGUUCUGACCAAGAACUAUGCAGCACUACAGAUCCUGCAGCAGACUUUCUUCUCCGAGAGCUGCCAGCCAGAGAUUAUCUUCGGGUCUAGCUUCCCCAAGGACCAAGAGUACACCCAGAUCUGCCGCAACAUCAACCGAGUCAAGAUCUGCAUGGAAACCGGUCGAACCGUCGUUCUCCUGAACUUGCAGAACCUCUACGAAAGUCUCUACGAUGCUCUGAACCAGUACUACGUCUGCUUGGGAGGACAGAAGUACGUUGACCUGGGACUGGGGACACAUCGUGUCAAAUGCAGAGUACACAAAGACUUCAGGCUCAUUGUCAUUGAGGAGAAAGAGGUGGUCUACAAACAGUUUCCAAUCCCUCUCAUCAACAGGCUUGAGAAGCACUAUCUGGACAUCCAUACAGUUCUCAAGGAGGAACAAAGAGCAGUUGUUGUGGAGUUGGAGAAAUGGGUUGGGCAGUUUGUGGCCCUCAAUAACCAACACACCAUGGCCCCCCAGACAUACAAGUACCUACCUCCUGACGUUUUCAUUGGCUACCAUUCCGACACGUGUGCUUCGGUGGUCCUCCAAAUGACAGAGAAGCAAAGGGGAGAGACAGACAUUUCCGAGCCCCAAAGAAGAGUCCUGGACGAGGCCAAACUGAUCCUUCUGAACUGUGCCACUCCAGACUCGGUGGUUCGGCUGGACUGCACUGUUCUCCCCAGGGUGGAGAGUGAACAUCUGGCCAGGAUCUACUUUGAGGACCAGAAGCACAGCUCUUUGGCCGACUUCAUCUUCUCUCACACUCAACAGGACGAGCAGUGCUAUUCCUCCUUCACAGAGGUGACUACCUUUUCCAGACUUUUAACAGCAUCAGAUGUUGGGCCACUGGAAGAGGUCGUGAACAAUGUCGAGCUUCUCUCUCUUCAGCAGUUUGACACUGAGCACUCCUUCCUCAAGAAGAUCAGUCAUUUCCUCACAUCUGGAAAUGGGAGAGAGAAUACAUCUGGCAACAAAAUCCUGAUCAUCCAGUCAGAUUUUGAUGAAGAGUCACACAGUGCAAAUCUCAUUGCCUCCGCCAAAUAUUCUGCCAUCAAUGAAAUCAACAAAUCAAGACAAGUGGAGAUGGGAGGCAAGGUCUUCGUCUACUUCAUCACUAAAUUGCCAAGAAUGGAAGGAGGGACAUCCUAUGUUGGAUUUCAUGGAGACCCCUGGAGGUCGGUUCAUAUUGAUGACCUCAGAAGAUCGAAAGAUAUUGUGUCAGAUAUCAAAGCCUUGAGAAACCUUACCAUCAGUCAACUGUUUGAGGAGAAAAAGGAUGAGCCUGAAGCGAUGGAGGUAGAUGACAUGUACACUGAGACAGAGCAACAGGAAUUGGAACAUGAAGACCAAACAAGCUGGAGGAGUGUUGUGGACACCACGGCGCUGGUACGUAGCUGUGUGCAGAGCGCAGUGGGCAUGCUCAGAGACCAGCUGGAGGGUGGAGUCCGUAGUACCAGGAGAGUGGAGAUCCUGCUCACACUCCUGACUGACAACCAACAAAUAAGAGCUGAAUUUCUGAGGACCGUGAAGAGACGUCUUCACUCGUUGCUGUCGACCCAUGAUGACAACACGCUCAAACUGUCCUCAAAUAACUGGGUCAUCAAGGAGGCGUCCAACAUUGACGCACUGCAGGAAGGAGGGACAUUCAGACACACCCUAUGGAAAAGGGUGCAGGCUGUGGUUAUUCCCUUCUUGGCCCAGCUGGUCUCUGUCAUCGACCGCGACCGCAACCUGGACAUUCUGCAGGACUCCAACUCUGGAGAGGCGGUUAAGAAACUCUGGUUGGACAUCUUUGGGAACGACAAACUACUCGAGGUUCCCUACACAAAACUGGACCGCAAUUCAGAGUCAAAGACCAUCCUGGUCCAGAACUACAUUGGGCUGGACAAGAACAUCGGCUGUAUCAUGCCCUUCAGCUGGAGGAUCAGGGACUACCUGGAUGAACUCUGGGUCCAUGCUCUCCAGCAUGAAGGUCACACUCAGGGCCAGUUUGAGGAGUUCUUUAGGAAGACCCCACUGGGCCGCUACAUCUCAGAGGCAGACCCGGAGAUGCAGGCUGAGUUCUUCCACAGGUACCUGCAGGAUUUCAUCUCCAUGACCAUGAAUGUGACCUGUCAGGAGGAUCUGCAGCUCCUUUGCGGUGCCUUGACCUGUUGUGUGAACGAGCUGCGGCUGCGUCACGAUGACGUCAUGGGGAAGGAAGUGACCUCGCUGCCUUGGGUCCACGCUGCCUACCAUGAGUUUAAGAACCGCCUGCAGAACCUGUCCAGGAUGAUAAGCAUGGAGCCCCAGUUGGCCCAGGUCCUCCGGGGGAACACACAUGCCAGAGAGGGGGAUGAACUGGUGCUGGACGUGUAUGCGGCCGUGGCCUGUGUAGAGUACCUGGAGCCCCAGGCUCUGGACACAGACGGCCAGCGGCUGGUCUGGCUCAGACAGGUCAAGAGGCUCCAGGUCCCCAUCGAGCUGGUCUGCUCCGAGGAGAAUCUGAGACACUAUAAGGACAGGAGCGUGGCCAUGGUCCACAGAGUUCAGACUGGGUGGAACCGCGUCGUCACCCUGUCUCUGUUUGUGGAGCACAUGUUACUGGGCAUCGAGGAGGUGGAGAAGAAGCUGAAGCCUCUGGUCUUGGAGCACACCAGAGGGUUGUGCCAGAUCCUGGAGAAGGACUCUGACCUGAAAAUGAAGAAGCCGUUUGAGGCGGUGAUCGGUAUACUGAAAGCCUGCAAAGACGGAGCAAUGGAGCGCAUUUUCAGGUUUGGCCUCCAGCCGUGCCCUGUGUGUAUGAGCGACCCCCAUGACCCCCUGAGCCUGCCGUGUGACCACAUCUACUGCCUGGCCUGCAUCAGACAGUGGCUGGUCCCAGGUCAGAUGUUCUGUCCUCUCUGCAUGCAGGCUGUGCCAGACGACUUCACUCUCAGGCCCUCUGAAGACAUAAGAGUUCUCAUCAACCAGAACGCCCGCUUCAGGAAGCAGUGCAACGCCUUCUUCAUAGACCUGGUCUCAACAGUGUGCUUCAAGGACAACUCUCCCCCCUGCAGGGCCAUCAUCCUCCACCUGCUCUCCUUCCUCAUGGUGGAGGUCCACUCUGUGCCCAUCAUCAGAGGUGCUCAUCGUCAGAUUCUGACCAAGGCCCUCUCUCCCUUUGACGACUCCGUUGACAAAAACCCAGUAGUACGGUCGGUUGUUCUCAAACUCCUGCUCAAAUACAGCUUUGAUGACGUGAAAGACUACCUGCAGCAGCACCUGACAGCAGUUGAACAGAGCAACAUCUUGGAGGAAUCAGACAAGAAUGAACUGUAUUCUCUGUAUAUCAACUGUCUGGAGGAUUCCAUGUUUGAGCGGAUGCAGUGCCACACGGUGGCGGAGCAGCAGGCCUGCAUGCAGGAUGAGAGGGUCUUCCUGGGAGACUUCCUGCAGUUGGAUGCCGGACACGCAGCCACCGUAGAGUACCUGCAGCAGGUGGCCAGGGUGCGCAUGGGGCUGGACAGAGCUGCAGACCUGCUGGUCCACAUGCUGUCUGCUGCUGCCACAGGAUCGCAGGAGGAGUCUCCUAACGGCGUUGCGGCCUUCCUGACCAGCGUGGUAGAACUGUGUAGACGCAGCGGGAACGACUGGUACCGGGUCUACCUCAUCCGUAAGAUCUGCAGCCAGCGCGGCGUGGAGUUUGUUCAGAAACUCCUGAAGGUGGCUGACAUCCGGUGGUUGUUCCCUGCUGAAGUUCUGCAGCAGAAUGAAGAUGGCAGCCAGAUAGACCAAUAUCUUGUGUGUGGAGAGGAUUACAAGACAAUCCGAGAUGCUGUUGCCAAGGCAAUGAUGGAAGGCAAAAUCGAGGGAUUGGACAACGCUUGUGAGGGCUGUAAAUGUCCUCCACAGAAGAAAGCAGUCUACCUGCUCCUGGCCCUGUUCAGAGAAGUCACCUCUCUCUACAGAUCAGCCAAUGACAGCUUCCAUCCUAAACCUGUGCAAUGCCAGGCCCUGUUGGCGUUCAUCCAGGCCUCCAAGGUGUUGGUCAGCCCAGAGGUGAGGGCCUUCGCCCAGGCCCUGGUGGCCAACCGGCUGGGGCCCCUGGAAGUCCGUCCCGGGGCCUCUGGGGCCCAGUGUGUGGUAGUGGAGCUGAGCGUCCACCUGGCUGCAGUGCUGCUCUGUGGGAACCAGGGUCUACUGACGCCCCUCCAGCAGCUGGCCCUACUGCCUGCCAACAUGCAGAGAGCCUUCCUCCCCACAAUGCCAGAGGACAUGCUAGCAGUGGCUCACAAAGCUAUGGGGCAGCUGCAGUGGUACUUUUGUCCCAACAAUCACCCGUGCACCAUCGGUGAGUGUGGCCAGCCCAUGGAGAGGAGUCGCUGCCUGGACUGUGGCCUUGAGAUUGGAGGGGACAACCACAUAGCUGUCCCUGGCUUCCAAGCCGUUCAGAUUCAGGGUGACCGCACCCAGACCGGCCACAUCCUGGGAGAGCCCAGACGGAGAGACAACCUGGACAUGCAGGACACCAAGAACAUGUCCCCAGUGCCCUUUAACCUGCUGCGCCUGGUCACACACAUGGCCAUGCUGCUGGGGGCCAGCAGUCACCCCCAGGUCAUCGGUGCCAUCAUCAAGCCCCCAGUGCCCGACCCCGGUGCGUUCCUGUGGGCCCACCUGUUGAAGGACAUGGAGCAGGUGACCAGGUCGCUGGGGAAGGGGUCUGACGACACGGUCAACACCGUCCAUCUGGUCAUCAGCAGCCUUCUGGGGCCCCACCAGCCUGGCCAGUGGCCUGUUCCCUAUGACAACCUGCUCUCCACCAAGGAGGCCCGAAACGGCUGGGAGACCACCGUCAGCAAUGACAUCAUCACACCUCAGCUGAAGCACCUGGACAGGCGGCUGAAGGAAGUGAACGCCUUUGUCCGGGCCGACUUGCGGGUCUCCUCCAACCCUGUGAUGAGGCUGGUGUUCGGGGACCCGCGCCUCUUCCUUGCCUCUCUGCCCCGGGAGUCUCUGAUCCACAGUUCGGCUGUGUGGAGCUGCAGGGAGCGGGUGUCUCUACUCAGCCUCACCCACAUCGUGGAGCAGCACAACGGCAGGGACACCCUGCCCAUGCUCUGGCGGUUCCUGCAGAGGGAGGCAGAGCUGCGGUUGGUGAAGUUCCUUCCUGACAUCCUGGCACUGCAGAGAGAUUUGGUGAAGAGGUUCCAGAACGUGACUGACCUCACCUGCCAUACCAUCACUGACUUCCUUCACAGCCAGAAAGCAGCCUCCCUCACAGCCUGGUACGAGAAACGGGUCAAAAUCUUCCUGACAACAUGGAAUCAGCUCCGGGUCUCCCUGGCAACCAACGGUGAGAUUAAAAUCCCUGGCGAGUUCUGCCGGGAGGACCUGGACCUGACCAGUGACUUCCUGGUUCUGUUGCCACGGCGACAGGGUCCCGGCCUGUGUUCCACGGCGCUGGUCAGCUACCUCAUCGCCCUGCACAACGAACUGGUCUACUGCGUGGACAAGCAUACUGGGGAGGAGACCAGCUACACGGUGAGCCCGGCGGACCUGAGCGACCUGCACGUGAUCCGCUACGAGCCGGAGAGGGAUCUGCUGCCCUUGGUUCUGUCCAACUGCCAGUACAGUGUGGAGCGUGGCCAGGAGGCCCUGCAUGAGUACGACCUGCCCAAGAUCCAGCAGCAGAUCCUGGCCCGCUUCCUGCAGGGAAAGCCUCUCAUCACUCUCAACGGAAUCCCAACCCUGGUGAACAGACACGACCGCAAUUAUGAAAACAUCCUCAAGGAUGUGAAAGGAAAGGUUCAACAGGAGCCCCUGCCCAUCCUGACCCUGUCGGCGCUGGCCGGGGAGCUGCAGUCAUACAGCGAGGUGUGUGAGGCGCUCUCCACCGUGGAGGUGGCUCUGGGCUUCCUGGCCAUGACGGGAGGCGAGCCCCAGCUGCAGUUGGAGCGCUACCUGGAGGAGGUUCUGCAGAUGGGAGACCAGACUGGCCCACACAUCCUAAAGGCCCUGAGCAGGUGUAGUCUGAAACACUGUGUGGCCCUGUGGCAGCUCCUCACCUCACUCAAGUCUGAGAACAUGCUGCGCCUCAAGAGGGACCCGUUUGUGGGGGUCUCAGAGGAAUACAGGAAUCCCCUGGGAGAUGAAGACCGGAGGCUACUCACUACGUUCUUCACCAAGAGCAGCGCUGACUCGUUCCUGCUGGAGAUGCACGAGUUUCUGCUGCUGGUCCUGAAGAGCCCCCGUGCCCCCGACACAUACAGGCCUGACUGGGGCCUGAAAGACACCCUGGUGUCCUACAUGGAGCGGAAAGACCUUGACGUUCCCCACGACGUGGACGAGUUGUUCCCCGGAGAGAUCAGUCUGGCUCAGUACAUAGAAGCCUGGAAGUUCACCGUGGCCUUCAAACAGGAGCGCAGCCAGAGAUAGCUCAACCACCACUGAUUCUACUCUGCCUUUGUUUGCAUCCCACAUGGCUCCCUAUUCUUACUUUUUCUUCCUGAAGAGUCGAACAUUAUUUCAUACUUUUAUUGUUUUUUAGACAGGACAGUAUGAAGUCAGGGGGACAGACUAUGUUGGAGGAAUGACAAGACGGAAGGGAGCAUAGCCAAAGCUCCAACCUCCAGACUCCACGCCAAUGUAGUGCACUACUUUUGACCGACCAGGUUGGUGUGCCAUUUCAGAUGUAGACUUUGUACAGACUAUAGUCCCUGUAUAGUGUAUGUAAGGGCCACAGAUAUGUUUACAAUCAUGUUUAAGAAUACACUUAUGUGAUAUAGAUGCAUAUGUUUUACACAGGGGAACAUGAAAUGAGUGCCUUUUUGGAAAUGCACUUUCAAAGUGCCAGCAGACAGGUUCUACUCAUGUACAAUACCUAUAAACUGUUUCAUUCUGGUAUCUAAAAAGUCAACUGUGAUUUGUACUAAGAGUACAAUGAGUGAAGGGGAGGAAGUUACGAAAGUUGUAGUUAGCAAAUAUUUGUCCAUUUGUUUCAUUAGUUGAUAAAUAUGCAAAUCCAGUGGAGGCUGCUGAGGGGAGGAAGGCUCAUAAUGUCUGGAACGGAGUGAAUGGAAGGGCAUCAAACACAUGGAAACUAUGUGUUUGAUGUAUUUGGUACCAUUCCACCUAUUCCUCUCCAGCCAUUAUCACAAGCCCUUCCUCCCCAAUUCAGGUGCCACCAACCUCCUGUGAUGUACAAAAUGUUUGAUUGCUGAUGGUCUUGUGUGCACUUUUCCAAUGUGAAUUUCUGUAUCACGUAGUGGUGGUAGUGGAGGGAAAGACUGAAGUCUAAAUACCUAGACUAUUGGUCUUAUACUCAGGGAUGCAACUAGGUGAGAUGUUGGGCUAUAACUCUGGGGUCUGACAUUUUUAUCUCAACCAAACAACAAUCAAGAAAGUAAUCAAGAUUUAUCGUAGGUGAUGUUUUCUAUUGGGGGAAAUGAGUUUGCACAUUUCUGAAGCUACCUUGUUAUUAAUAUCUACGGUGUCCCCAAUGGAAAAUGAGGUUUUAUAAUUCACUUUGUCCGUUAGGGCCACCGUAGAUAUCUAUUUACAUGGCUUUGCCUCAAGUGAUAUGUUUUGUUCUUUCAUAAUGGACUCAUCUUCAAUCAUCUAGUCAGAAAUGGCAUGACAGUUUCCCCUUACAUAAUCACUGCCUUACAGAAUAUGCUCAUUGUAUUUUGUAUUUUAAGUUCUUCUUGUUGAACUUAAAGUUGGACCAAACGUUGUUUCUGUGUUUCAUUGCUGAAGAGUAUGACAUGCAGUGAUUAUUAUGUUAAAACAAAAUAAAUUGUUUGCUUCUCAGCAAAUCUUU
Molecule: messenger RNA, 11179 nt
Organism: Oncorhynchus kisutch (coho salmon)
Lineage: Eukaryota; Metazoa; Chordata; Actinopteri; Salmoniformes; Salmonidae
Product: E3 ubiquitin-protein ligase rnf213-alpha
Biological process (GO): sprouting angiogenesis; negative regulation of non-canonical Wnt signaling pathway; ubiquitin-dependent protein catabolic process
Cellular component (GO): membrane; cytosol; nucleolus
Molecular function (GO): ubiquitin-protein transferase activity; metal ion binding; ATP hydrolysis activity
Source: RefSeq, a predicted model, not a curated record